This is a messenger RNA of Salvia miltiorrhiza (redroot sage), 763 nucleotides long. RefSeq names its product GPI-anchored protein LLG3-like. The transcript has 3 exons. The record is from RefSeq and is a predicted model, not a curated record. Bases 196 to 681 code for a protein of 161 amino acids. Lineage: Eukaryota; Viridiplantae; Streptophyta; Magnoliopsida; Lamiales; Lamiaceae.
UCUUCUCCCGAUUUCUUCUCCUGCAUAACCUCUCCUGCAAAAUCACCAACUCAAAGAAACCCAAAAUUAGAAAAAAGAAAAAUAACGAGAAAAAGAAAAAAAAAACAAAAUAUUUGAUUAGACAAAGGAAAUAGGAAAUAGCAAUCCACAGAAAAAUCGGUUGAAAAUCCCAUCUGCAGAAGGAAGAAGGCAUCAAUGGAUUCCAACAAAUCCUUGCUGCAUUUGUUUCUUUUCUUCCUUGUUGUUGGCAUUGCAUCUUCUUCCCACAUUUCAAAUGGGAUUUUUGAACCGCACAGAUCAAUUGGUCGUUCGCUUCUGCAGCAGAAAUCAAGUUGCGCCGUGGAUUUCGAGAACAUGAACUACACAGUGAUCACAAGCCAAUGCAAGGGGCCAAAUUACUCAGCAGGUAGAUGCUGCCCUCCAUUGAAGCAGCUGCUCUGCCCUGUGAAAGACCAAAUCAACGAUCUCAAGAGCGACUGCGCCGACGUCUUCUUCAGCUACGUCAACCUCUACGGCAAGUACCCGCCGGGGCUCUUCGCCUCCCUCUGCAAGGAGGGCGAGGCCGGGCUCGACUGCAAAGGCGUUAACGUCUCCAAAAAUGGGGCUGCUUGCGCUGCUUGCUCCUCCUAUCUAGUCAUGAUCAUUGCUGCACUAGCAUUCAUGCUUUUCUGCAUUGUGUGAUGUGUGUGUGUGCUUGUAGUUUCUUUGGGCCUAUUUAUGGGUUGAUUAUUUGGAAGAAAAGAUGCUUGUGUUAUAUUUGGGA